AUGCGAGGUGGAUCUGCCGCCGACGUCUAUGUCAUUCCCGUGCCGCGCAUCUUGACCUUCAAUGCCGCCAUGCUGCUCUCCGCCGGGUUCUGCAUACCUGCGAUACUGUCUCUGAUUUUCACGUGGGAUAAAAUCCUCGAGAUCAACUGGAAGCGACGACGUCACGUGGAGCCGCUAGACACUCGGAUCGAGGGGGCCAACAUGACAGUUGGGGAGAUGAAAGGCAUCAACAACGUAGUGAGAAAGUUUUUGAGCGUCAUAGAGAUUCCCUUAUUCGGCGGGGUGAUUAUCACAAUCAUUGGGGUUGGCGAAGCAAACUUCUUCAGCCCUCAGGUGCGACAUAUGACAGAGCCUAUGGCUUCGAUUGGCUCUCUAUACAUCCUGUGGUCGACUGGUGGCGAUGAGGCUCUCCAAGAGAAGCCCGGGCAUCAUUAUGAGAACUCUGGCUCAUCGCGCCCCAGUCGUAGUAGUGAGCGACGACCAUCUCCGCGAUCUCCAUCCUCCGUCGACUGCAACCCCAAACGUAUCUCAGAGACAGGCCUAGGCAUACGUUCAGAGUCGCCUAUUGCUAUGGAAUUGAUCCCGACCAUCACGCACCCCGGCUCCGAGCAUCCUCACCCCAGUCCUUCCUCUCAUGAUGGUCAGCAAGACAACAACCAAACCGAUCAGCCGACAGCUGGCAGAAACGUUGUGCGUAAGUGGCUGACGUCUGCUGGCAAUUACCUGGGCGACGCAGCACAUGAGAAGCUCGAUACAGAGCAUGUCAGCAACGACGAAGACACUCAUAAAUUCCCCGAGGUUCCUGGCGAAAUUCUUCGGAACCCCGAUCUAGAGCGGAUCAGUCGCACGUACAGCAAGCUCCGCGAAGAAAGAGAAAAUAGCGUAUAUGCGGCAAGCAUUGCAUCUACGUCAGGUAUCGAGGGCAGUACAUCCCCGCCGCCUAUACAAGAUUCGCCGCGUCCCGAAAUAAGCCCUGUUCGAAAACCGGUACGAAGGGAUACGCUAGAAGUACCAAAGGAAGUGCACCGUAGAAGCGAGAGCCAUUGA
Messenger RNA from Alternaria ventricosa, 1047 nucleotides. RefSeq lists its product as uncharacterized. NCBI's taxonomy places the organism in Eukaryota, Fungi, Ascomycota, Dothideomycetes, Pleosporales, Pleosporaceae. The transcript has 2 exons. The record is from RefSeq and is a predicted model, not a curated record. The coding region runs from base 1 to 1047 and encodes 348 amino acids.